AUGGCUUCGCGUCUUGCUAAGAGCGCCAUUGGCGUCACCCGGCUGCGCCCGACCCUUCCCUCGCGCAACGCUGCUGCCGUCACCCUCUCCGCAGUCCGUUCUGCUUCCAACGUCCCUUCCGAAGACCCAAAGCAGAAGGCCCAGUCGAUCCUCGACUCUCUUCCCGGCAGCUCCCUGGUCUCCAAGACCGCCAUCCUCUCCGCCACCGCCGGUAUCUCCAUCGCCGCCAUUAGCAAUGAGCUCUACGUGAUGAACGAGGAAACGGUUGCCGCGUUCUGUCUGCUCAGCGUUUUCACCGCCGUUGCCAAGUACGGUGGCCCUGCUUACAAGGAGUGGGCCGAUGCCCAAGUCCAGAAGCACAAGGACAUCCUCAACGCUGCCCGUGCCGACCACACCAACGCUGUUAAGCAGCGCAUGGAGAACGUCAAGGAGCUGUCCGGUGUUGUUGACCUCACCAAGCAGCUCUUCGAGGUUUCCAAGGAAACCGCCAAGCUCGAGGCCCAGGCCUACGAGCUCGAGCAGCGCACCGCUCUUGCUGCCGAGGCCAAGCAGGUUCUUGACUCGUGGGUUCGCUACGAGGGCCAGGUCAAGCAGCGCCAGCAGCGCGAGCUCGCCGAGACCGUCAUUGGCAAGAUCCAGAAGGAGCUUGAGAACCCCAAGACCCUCCAGCAGAUCCUUAACCAGAGCGUUUCUGACGUUGAGCGUAUGUUGCGCAACCGAAAAUCUUCGGCCUGA
Aspergillus mulundensis is the source of this 735-nucleotide messenger RNA. It is a transcript of the gene atp4, whose product is annotated as F1F0 ATP synthase subunit 4. Gene Ontology annotation, molecular function: proton transmembrane transporter activity. Bases 1 to 735 code for a protein of 244 amino acids. The record is from RefSeq and is a predicted model, not a curated record. The transcript is spliced from 3 exons. Lineage: Eukaryota; Fungi; Ascomycota; Eurotiomycetes; Eurotiales; Aspergillaceae. Gene Ontology annotation, biological process: proton motive force-driven ATP synthesis.